GAAUUUUUUAUUUAUUUCCAUUUACUUGAAAUUGAAAUCUAUUGGAAAUUAUGAUCAAAUUUUAAUUUUAAAAAAAUGUAAAAUUUACGCUAAUAAUAUCAAUGUAAUUUUGUUUUUCUAUGUAAAAGACGAACUUCUCGAUUUCCACCGCUUCUGAUUCGAAAUAUUUCGACUUUAUAACAGAAUGUAAUUAACUUUUGAUUUCCUAAAAAAGGAUGAUAUUUAACACACAUUUCAUCACUGUAGUGCUUUAUAUGAUCACACUCGAAUUCAUGUUCAAUUAUAUAGAUUAUUUAACAUUAAGUAAACAAAAUUGCGUCAAAUCAAAUAAACAAAAUACAUGUCUUCAUGCCCUUUUUCGUCAUUUCACAGACCUUACGAGUUCACUCUUAAAGUUGCUCUCAAUUCCGAAUACGCCCAUCGGCUCUUUCCCAUUUGUUUAGGGUUUUGAUUUGAUUUCUGCAGGAUAUGAUAAUGGAUCGACAAACGGUGGCGUUCGCCUCUUUCAAUCUCGUUUUCAUAGCAUUAUUCUACAUUUGUUCGCGAUUUUACUUGCACCGCCGCCAUCAGCGCCGCAUCGCCCAGCUACGCAUCGCCGACGAAGCCCUCGGCCGCCUCCUCAGAUACAUCGAGAGGGAACUCGAGAGCAGAGCCGCCGUCCGCGGCCUCGAACCGGCCGUCGUGGACUCCGUUCCGACGUUUCUGUAUCCCUCGAAGGCGGCGCCGGAGCACCAGCUCAAUCUCGAAUGCGCCGUUUGCUUGUCGGAGUUUAAGGAAAAUGAAUGUCUGCGUCUCCUCCCCAAGUGCGGCCAUUUCUUCCAUUUGGAGUGUGUCGAUAAGUGGUUCAUCUCAGGCACUACUUGCCCUAUUUGCCGGACUGAAGUCGAAGCCGUGGUGAUUGAAGACCCAUCAAUGGCGGCCGAACCGGCUGAGGAAGAAAUUGUGCUGGGGCUGUGUGAACCGAUUGAGGAAGAAAAUGGGUUGGAACCGGGUUCGGGCUUGGAUUCUGGACCCUGCCCUAUGGAUAAAGAUUGAUCAUAUAGUUACUUAUUUGUACAAAAAUGACAAAUAUAUGCGAUGAAUUUGUAAAUAAAAAUAUAUCGACUUUGUUCUGCAGAAAUGUUUCCCCUUUUCUUCUGCAUUGAGAAAAGUAUUUAUAUAUAAGCUUGCUUUUGAUCUUUCAAAAAUUAGAU
This is a messenger RNA of Erythranthe guttata (spotted monkey flower), 1193 nucleotides long. RefSeq names its product RING-H2 finger protein ATL39-like. Gene Ontology annotation, molecular function: transferase activity. The record is from RefSeq and is a predicted model, not a curated record. Lineage: Eukaryota; Viridiplantae; Streptophyta; Magnoliopsida; Lamiales; Phrymaceae. Gene Ontology annotation, biological process: protein ubiquitination.